ACUCACAUUGUUCCAAUACAGUAGGUCCACGUACUUCCAUGGGCUGGAGACCUAACAUGUAUAAACUGCCCACUGACCGGAUCUGCUAUUUAACAGGUGUAGCACCAAGUGCAGCUGUGUCGUUUUUAGACAGAUCUAGCCCGGGACUAUGCGCUCAAUCUGGGGUUUAAUUGCCUUGGUGGCCGCGGCUACUUUUUACUUGUAUCUGCUGUCUGCGUUCCUGCCGCCGGGUCCGCGUGCCGUCCGGGUUCACGACGCGGAAGCUGAACACACUGCCGAUGAACCGGAGGAGGAAGAACUCAGGUUGAAGUUCCCGUCUGAUCUGGACGAGUUGAGGGAACUAGCCGAGCUGUUGCAGUUCUAUAAGACAGAACACACUGGCUAUGUGUUCUUCCUCUUUUGCAGUGCCUACCUCUACAAGCAGUCCUUCGCCAUUCCAGGCUCGUCCUUUUUGGUGGAAAAGAACAGGAGUAGUUUGUUCUUCUUCUUGCUCUUUCUGCGGUUCUUUCCCAUGACGCCAAACUGGUUUCUGAAUGUCACCUCUCCAAUCCUCAACAUCCCCAUCCCCAUAUUCUUUUUCUCCAUCCUCAUUGGUCUAAUCCCUUAUAAUUUUAUCUGUGUCCGUACGGGUGCCAUCUUGUCUGAGAUCCACUCUUUGGAUGACAUCUUUUCGUGGGGCACCGUGCUGCAGCUCCUGUUGAUCGCCUGUGUGUCUCUACUUCCCGGAGCUCUGAUCCGCCACUGCAGCCAGGCCCACCUCAAACUUGAUGGCCUGGAGGCCAAUGGACACCGAAAGGUCCUGAAUGAUCGCAAGACUAGAUGACCCAAAGACAGACAGAAGAGGAGACUGCAGUCUGUUAAUAUGGGACUGAUCAUUGGUCUGGAGUCACAGCUGAGGAUUUGCUUAUGAAUGUCUGAAUGCAGAGUGGAACUGACAUGGACAGAAAUACAAUUAUUGAAUGUCUAUAAUGAUGAUAAAGCACAAAAGAACAGACUAUUAAUGUCUUAAAAGAGAACACACUUAGAUUGCUGACAUGUUACAUACAGUGGGUAUAGAAAAGAAUCACCCCCUUUAAAAUAAUCACAUUUUGUUG
Molecule: messenger RNA, 1094 nt
Organism: Sinocyclocheilus rhinocerous
Lineage: Eukaryota; Metazoa; Chordata; Actinopteri; Cypriniformes; Cyprinidae
Product: transmembrane protein 41A-B-like
Exons: 4
Coding region: 149-823 (224 amino acids)
Source: RefSeq, a predicted model, not a curated record